UUCCAGCGCCGAGAUCUCGGCCGCCGAGUUCCGUGAGACCUACCAGGCCGAGGGGCGCGACGGGAACCCUGCGGUGGAGCCGGUCGCACCGGAGCCCCGGCCGAACGGCAUGCCCUCUGCCGGCGACGACGAUGAGCGCCGCUCGCGGAGCGGCACGCGUGAACUGGGGCGGGAGGUCUCCAAGGAAAACACGUCCCAGACGGCCGGGGACGCUACCUGCGAGCUACCAACGGCUGGCAGCUCAGCCGACAUGUUCACUGCUGUCUAUGUGACAACGCACUCUGACAGCGCCUCCGAUAGCUCCCGUGCACAGAUACCAAGGCCUUUCGACCCCAACUCCGCUCCAGAGAGACCGCUCCUGGCCGGUGGCUUGCCUCGCGCGAGCGGCGUGGGCCUGCAGAGGUACGAUUCGCCCUGCGGGAUGUCCGUCUCCAGGUCAACCACUCCGUGCGCAGUGUCUACCCAGAGUUACGACCCCCCAUACGGAACGUUCACCCCAAGAUCAAGUGCUCCGCGAGGAGUGUCCGUGCAGAGGUCAGAGCCCACCUGCGGCGAGAUGUCGCGGCCGGCGGCCGCCCCCAGUCGGCCCGGCUCCAGCGCCUCGGCGGCGGCGGCAGGCCGCGGCCCGGCCGUCGGCCGCUGCAGUCCGGCUGCCAGCGAGGCCAGCCGCACCGAGUCGGCACUAGCGCCGCCCUCGGACGCCUCCGGAACUGAGUCGGCGCGCCAUCUGGCCGGCGGCGGCGAGCACUCGCGCCACCUGGCGGCAGGAGCAGAGGAGGCGGCGCCCCAUAAGGCGCGCGCUGCCUCGGGUGCACACCAGGAGCCGGCAUCAUCUGGAGCCGCUCAAACGGUGUCGGACAGGCCUGUUGUCAGGCGAGAUGACCGACCCUGGUACGAGGUCAGCGAUGACGACUAGCAGCCGGCCGUCUGCGCGCCGCGCCGGGGGACCAGCCGCGCUCUCCUGCCUGCCCACCCACUGACGGCAGGCUGGCGGAGGACCGUAGCUGACCGAGUGCUUGGCGAUCGUCAGGUCACGGUCACGGGCGACCCGGUCCGCUCUCGCGACUACAUGUCUGGAAACGCUGGUGCGGAAUCUGGCGUCACGGUGCGGUCGCGUGGAAAGCGUGUAUACGAUUGCAAUACUGCGCAAAUUCACGAACUUUUGGUGCCGCCCAGGUGUGCGCAGCAUAAUUUUGGGUAUACGAGCGGCUGCCAACACCGAUAUUUAAACAUGUUAUUUGCAGCAGGAACAGAAGCGUAAAUGACCUUUGGUAAAGCCAUCCCUGCCCGCGCAAUAACUGUACGUAACGUGCUGCCUUGUACUGUCCGCACUUUGUGCGUUUCUUUGUCCUACGGGUACGGGUUUGUGUGAUGUGCAUGCUUGUUUCGCGCCUUUUGUGGAAGACGCGAACCAACCUUUUCCUUUGCUUUGCUUCAUGCCGAUUCUUGUUCGCACAACUCCGAACCACUGCUUACUGCAAGACGUGUGUUCAAGCUACGUUUAAUGCCAGUCAUGUCAGUAGUUGACGUUUUAUUUGGGAAUAACGGGUGGCGCGUGACGUGAAACAUAUUUAUGCGUGCACGCUGCGCGCUCGCAUUGCGUGUUCGUGACGGCUACGCGUGCUUUUUUUAAUGUUUUUCAGUGAUAUUUACGCUCCCGAGCAGCGGCUAUCUCUUUGUAGCACCGGACCAUUUCCUGCUUCAUGAGAAUAACGCCGUCGAUUAAAGGUCUAUUCAAUUUGGUGGCAAGUGGUCAUUUAAAACGAUUUAUCGUAUGGAUAUUUUUCCAAACAGCUUGAAUGUCCCGGGUUCUUUAGACCUUUCAUGUGGCAGGCUCUCGUAAAAACACCCAAUGCAUUCUAUGCCAUCUGUAUGUGCCUUCCUUGCUCAGUGAGAUGAAGCGAGUGUUAUUAAUAUAAUAUAUUUGAAACCUAUG
Pollicipes pollicipes is the source of this 1936-nucleotide messenger RNA. RefSeq lists its product as uncharacterized. The coding region runs from base 110 to 916 and encodes 268 amino acids. NCBI's taxonomy places the organism in Eukaryota, Metazoa, Arthropoda, Thecostraca, Pollicipedomorpha, Pollicipedidae. The transcript has 2 exons. The record is from RefSeq and is a predicted model, not a curated record.